AACGCUAGGAACCAAGGAAAAGCAAUCAUCACUGUCAACAAUGGCCGGAGAUAAAGAAGUCGUGCUGUUGGAUUUAUGGGUGAGCCCUUUUGGGCAAAGGGUAAGGAUAGCUUUGGCGGAAAAAGGGGUGGAUUAUGAGUACAAGGAGCAGGAUCUGGCGAACAAGAGUGAGCUCUUGUUGAAAUCCAACCCUGUUUACAGAAAGAUCCCAGUGUUGUUACACGAUGGUAAAUACAUUUGCGAGUCACUCAUCAUUGUUCAGUAUAUUGAUGAGGUUUGGUCCAAUAAAGCUCCGUUGCUCCCUGCCGAGCCUUUGGCACGCGCCAACGCUCGUUUUUGGGCUGAUUUCAUCGACAAGAAGGUUUAUGAGUGUGCGACUAGAUUGUGGAAGCUAAAGGGAGAGGAGCAAGAGGCAGCCAAGAAGGAGUUCAUAGAGAUAUUUAAAUUAUUGGAGGGUGAGCUUGGUGACAAGAAGUUCUUUGGAGGUGAGACUUUUGGGUUUGUUGAUCUGGCUUUAGUGCCUUUUGUUGCGUGGUUCUAUGCUUAUGAGACAUGUGCCAAGUUCAGCAUGGAGGAAGAAUGCUCUAAGAUUGUGGCAUGGGGCCAGAGGUGCAUGGAAAGGGAGAGUGUCUCUAAGACUCUUUCUGACCCUAAUAAAGUUUACGAGUUUGUUCUCUUUUUGAAGAAGAGAUUUGGGGUGGAAUAGAUACGUUUUAGUACGUGGUGUUUGGUAUGUGAUUUUGUAAUGGUAUUGUGCGACGAGUGUUUGUUUAGGGUGCUCAGUUUCAGAAUGAAUAAUCAGUUGGAUUGGCUGGUGGUCAUUGGAGUUGGCAAUUCAUAUUGCUUCCUAUCCAAUUCCAUAAUAUGUUUAUGUCCUUCUGCUUUUAUUUUGUUUCUAACUAGAGAAUAAAAUUUUGAGUUAUUUUA
Molecule: messenger RNA, 927 nt
Organism: Dioscorea cayenensis subsp. rotundata (Guinea yam)
Lineage: Eukaryota; Viridiplantae; Streptophyta; Magnoliopsida; Dioscoreales; Dioscoreaceae
Product: probable glutathione S-transferase
Exons: 2
Coding region: 41-706 (221 amino acids)
Biological process (GO): glutathione metabolic process
Cellular component (GO): cytoplasm
Molecular function (GO): glutathione transferase activity
Source: RefSeq, a predicted model, not a curated record